Dictyostelium purpureum is the source of this 801-nucleotide messenger RNA. RefSeq lists its product as uncharacterized. The transcript is spliced from 3 exons. Lineage: Eukaryota; Evosea; Eumycetozoa; Dictyosteliales; Dictyosteliaceae. The record is from RefSeq and is a predicted model, not a curated record. Bases 1 to 801 code for a protein of 266 amino acids.
AUGGGAAAACGUUUAUGUAAUUUAUGUAAAGAACAUAUUGAUACUUUUAGCUAUAUCCAACAUUGUUUAGUCUGCGCUAUAAAAUAUGCAGAUAAAUAUAAUAUAGAUAUCAAAAAUUUAAUUAACAAAACAUUUCAAGAACUAGAAAUUGAAUAUGUUGUUAAAAAGUCGGAAAGUUCACCAAACAAACAACCAAAAUUAAAUCCACCACCACCAACACCAAAUAGAACAACUACAACUACAACUACUGCAAUCACUCAACCAAACCGUGACCAACUAAAUUGGAGAACAGUAUUAAACAAUCAUGUUAAUGGGAAUUUUUGCAUUGGUUCAAAUUGCACCAAAACAGUUGUAUCUUCAAAUAAAAAUAAUUUUGCGUUAGUAAUUAAAAAUGAUGAAAAAAGAGUCCCAAUUUUCUUUUGUAAACCUUAUAAACACUUUAGAGAUAUGGACCAAGUUUCAAGACUUCAACUUAUUAUUCGAGAAGCAUUCAUUAAAUGUGAUCUUCAUAGUCUUAAAAACAUUGAAUUCUUUUCAAACAACAGAUGUUUCCAUGGAAUUGAAAGUCCUGGUCAAUGCUAUUCUUAUGUUGGUAAGCAGUUUUAUUUAUUUUCAAAAUUUCAUAAAGUUCGUUUUUAUUAUUGUACACCGGAAUGUGCAUUGUGCCAUCUUGUAAAAAUCUCCAAAAAAAAAUGGAGAAGAAUUACUCAAGAAUGCUAUUAUGACGAAGUUAUUGAUCAACUUGUUUAUUAUGAUGAAGAAGAGAACAAUGAAGCAAAAAUUUUAAAUUUUUUUAAAUAA